Molecule: messenger RNA, 2108 nt
Organism: Nicrophorus vespilloides
Lineage: Eukaryota; Metazoa; Arthropoda; Insecta; Coleoptera; Silphidae
Product: sodium/potassium/calcium exchanger 4-like
Exons: 9
Coding region: 408-1955 (515 amino acids)
Biological process (GO): intracellular calcium ion homeostasis; calcium ion transmembrane transport
Cellular component (GO): membrane
Molecular function (GO): calcium, potassium:sodium antiporter activity; calcium channel activity
Source: RefSeq, a predicted model, not a curated record
AGCCAAAUCUCUCAGUUCGUUAUACUAAUUUCGUUUUGGUUGUGUUUAAUUUUUCUUCUUCUUCUCAUUUUACGCAAAUUUGCAAUAAAUCAGGAAGCCUUUGGAUAUUUCACUCAAGUUUGACUUGAUAUGUACGAUUUAAAUGCAUUAUGGGGUUAUGCAGGAUAAGGACAGGGAUCAAAGGGCCCUCAAUUGCGGAGUACACGAGGCACGGAAUCCGAGGCAGCUGACGUGGGAACAAGAACAUUUGCGAGCAUUGAUCGGAAAUAGACUGAAUAGUAAAUUAAUUUAAAUAAAAAAAAAAUAAACGAAGAAACAAAAUUAAUAGAAAGUCAAUAGAAAUAGUUAUUGAAUUAGUGAUAUAUAAUAAGGGUAUUGGAGAGCUGGUCAUCAAUAAUAAAUAAGAGAUGAAUAUACGGAAUCCCUUCAUCAUUCUACUGCUGGUUUACUCGGGGAACGCAGUGCAACAGGAAGCUGACGGCGCAUCGCAUCAGGUCAUCGUCGCAUCCGCACCGUCGGAUCGACAUGGCCUCGUCGAGAGAACGGGGACCCAGCAUCUUCAUAUGAAGCGGGUCUUCCCUAUCAUGUUUGGACGAUCUCUGAAUCCAAACAGUACCUUUCUGGAGUGCAGCAAGUCUAUCGAAGAGUUCCCGGAAUUCUUCACCGAGGAGCAGAGAAAGCAGGGAGCAGUUAUCUUGGCGUUCGUCAUCGCCAUCUACUGUUUCUCGAUCAUCGCGAUCAUCUGUGACUCCUACUUUCUGCCCUGCGUCGAGAGAAUCUGCGAGCAUCUCAAUUUAUCUCAGGAUGUGGCCGCAGCUACUUUCAUGUCCGUUGCGACAUCUGCCCCUGAGCUCUUCGUGAACAUCAUCGGAACUUUCGUGACGCGCUCCGAUAUAGGUAUCGGAACUGUAGUCGGAUCGUCGAUGUUCAACACGUUAGGCGUAGCAGCCAUCGGAGGUCUUGCCAGCAAAGCGCCAAUUCAGCUGGACUGGUGGCCUUUGACGCGCGACACCGUCAUCUACGUCAUCGCCAUAAUCCUGCUGGUGGGCAUCACCUGGGAUGGUCUUAUCCACUGGUACGAGGCUAUGAUUCUCUUCAUCGUUUACUUUAUUUAUUUCACAAUCAUGUUCAACAACGUUCGAAUAUCGAAUUUCUUCAAGCGCUGCUUAAAGAAAGAAAUUGUUCCAGAAGUGUCUAACGAUCAAGUAACGAGCUGCAUCGAACUGAAAACGGUCAGCUGUAUCGAGAGCACCAAACGCUAUGAGGAGCAGAUCAACGAGCCAGAUCGAAACAACAAUCCGCAAAGCGAAGACGAAGCCGACCAGAUUGAAACCAUCUUUAAAAUUCCUACUGGAAGAUGGUGGAACAAGCUGUUCUUCAUCUACAAUUGGCCAAUUAAGUUCAUGCUCUUCAUCACAGUUCCAGAUUGCAGGAAGCACAGACGGAUUUACCCUCUCACGUUCAUCAUGUGUGUCAUUUGGAUUGGGCUCAAUUCAUACAUGGUUUCUUGGAUGAUCACUGUAAUUGGUUACACUUUGGGUAUCCAAGAUUCUAUUCUGGGUCUGACGUUCCUUGCGGCCGGCGGUUGUCUGCCCGAAGCCAUCAGCAUCACGAUUACCUCGAGAAAAGGAGAGGGUGCGAUGGGCGUUUCAAAUGCGCUGGGCGCGAACACCAUGAACAUCCUACUUUCCUUGGGUCUGCCGUGGUUCAUCAAGACGACGGUGGUGGGUCAGGCGAGGGCGAUGUCCGUCAUUCAGAUAGAAUCCGGUUCCAUCGAGUACACAAUUCUCGCUCUGAUCAUGGUCGCAAUCACGCUGUACCUGACGCUCUCCUGCAGCAAAUUCCGGCUCUCGAGGAUCAACGGCAUCGUUCUCAUCACCUUCUAUCUUCUCUUUUUGGUGUUGGCCAUCGUCUCAGAGCUCGUAUUCUCCAACAGAAUAGAAUGCCCCGAUUAGACUCGACUCGACAAAACUUUUUAUCCUCCUCCUCCAUCUACUCCUUCCUUAUUAACAAAUCCUAGACGUUUCACACGUUACGCAAAUAGUUUUGAUAUUUUUUAAACACAUUUUUAUUUAUAUUUAGCCGACUAAGAUUUUACUAUUUUUUUC